AUGGUUGAAAUUAUGGCAGAUUUUAAUGUACCACACCUAUGCUUUCCAUGUCUUUCAACUACUGAAAGCAAAUUCUAUUGUCUUCGGCAAUGUGAGAUUGAUUUCAACACCCGAUACAAGGAAUGUGUCUUACUUGAAACCCUUCUCAGUUAUCUUGGACUUGCAGUUAACAUUAAGGAUUCCUUACGUUUUUUAAGAAUAUUUAACCUACCUUACCGAGCAUUGAAUGAACAAACUUUUACAUCGCUUCGAAAAUUGGCUCGACAAGAUAAUCUAUCAGUUACUCAAGUAGCCAUCUCAUUUGUUGGUCGCAUGAGGUUAGGGGACUCCAGCUACGCUCCCGAAUGUGAUCAUCCGCUUCGUCGGUGGUCUUCAGGUUUGAUUCAUCUGGUGGAUUCUAUCAAUAGGUGUCACGAUGUAUUGUCUGGGGCUUCUAAUGAUAGUUUGUUGGCAUCGGGCACUGCUAAUUCACUAAUGACCAUUGAUGACGCUGUGAAAUCUGUAUGUCAAUGUAUUCGUGUUUCAUGUAGUAUUUUGCGGAAACCUGGUGUAGUUGAUGAAAGUAUGCAUGGAGAAAUGAAGACAACUAUCAACUUUUCAGAAAUCUCUACUGUCUGCGAUAGUCUUGUUAAACGUAUUUAUCAAUUGUCUUCCACAAAUAUUAUUUCAAACAUGUGUCGUGAUACACCGGAUAGACCCUUACAUGCAGGAGGAAGUUUACGAGGUAGAGGAGCCUUUAAACUCAUACGUAUAUUACUUGUAACUGAAUCUGAAAGACUGAAAAUCGCUUCGACUAAAUAUCCCAAUUCAUUGUCAACGACAAAUAGUUCGUAUUCAUUUAACGAUUGUUCGAAUACACCCCCGAAUCACUUGAAAAAGUCUAAUACACCAACUACCGAUGGUCGUACAUGCAAACUGCUUCCAAUGUUUAUGUCUCCAUCUACACCAAUCGUAAACAAAUCAUCACCAUUUACCAGUGAUCAUAUUUCUCCACAAAUUAAAAUGAAUGAUGAGAAUAAAUUUCCUCCAAUGCCUAAACGAACUUUCAUGUCUCAUUAUCAAUCUAACCUAGAUUGGGUUAGCGGUCAUUGUUCUCCAUUAGUUAGUUAUGCUGACUCCAUUAAUGAAACCAGUUCAUUACCAUGUUGGCAAGUUGUCAAUGAAGGUUCACAAUCCAAUAUAUCAUUGAUUAAUAGCGGCUAUUCCGAACAUGGAACUCCAACUAAAUUGUCUAGUCUGAAAAAAAAACGGUCAAGGACUUUAUUCACAGAAGAAAAUGUUAAAAUUAGUGGUGUUGGGGAUGUACGCACCGACUUACUUAUUAAAAGAAGCAGUAAACGAGAUUCACAAGAAGUGAAUAGGUAUGAAAGAAGAUCACAACAAAAUAUUAAACAUUCUAACCAAAGAAAGAGUCAAUUGAAAAAGACUUCAUCUGCUAACAACAAUAGACAACGACAACGUUCUUUACUGGAAUUUUUAAAAUAUAG
Molecule: messenger RNA, 1487 nt
Organism: Schistosoma curassoni
Lineage: Eukaryota; Metazoa; Platyhelminthes; Trematoda; Strigeidida; Schistosomatidae
Source: the annotation of a GenBank genome assembly